Molecule: messenger RNA, 624 nt
Organism: Diutina rugosa
Lineage: Eukaryota; Fungi; Ascomycota; Pichiomycetes; Serinales; Debaryomycetaceae
Gene: HFL2
Product: negative cofactor 2 transcription regulator complex subunit
Exons: 1
Coding region: 1-624 (207 amino acids)
Biological process (GO): negative regulation of transcription by RNA polymerase II; positive regulation of transcription by RNA polymerase II; transcription by RNA polymerase II
Cellular component (GO): nucleus; negative cofactor 2 complex
Molecular function (GO): transcription coactivator activity; core promoter sequence-specific DNA binding; protein heterodimerization activity
Source: RefSeq, a predicted model, not a curated record
AUGUCUGACCUUGCCCUGCUUCUACACCACGACGACACUGAGCCGCCAAAGCCCGAUCCAGAAACGGAACAGGAGGAGCUGAACAGUGGCGGCGACGGCGAAGACCACGAUGACUCCCCCGCUCAAUCGGGCACUGAUUCCGGCGACGGCAUCCAGGAAGACGACGAGGACUACGUGAUGAAAGAUGAGCCCAGCGAUGACUAUAAUCCCGUCAAAAAUGAGCCUAACAACAAUACCGUGAAGCACGAGUCAGCUGAUGCUGAUGAUGAUGAUGAUGAUGAGGACAAACUGGAUAGUACCAAGGCCGAGGUACCCACCAAAGUCACUCAACAAUCGAUACUAUCACUGUUUGAGAAGAUCAAGACCCACUUCCCCGCUGCCCGCAUCAAAAAGAUCAUGCAACUGGACGACGACAUUGGCAAGGUGGCCCAGGCGACGCCGAUCAUCGUGGGGCGCGCGCUCGAGAUCUUCAUGGCCAACUUGGUCGAGUGCGCCAUCAUCGAGCUGAGGAAACAAGGGGUGAAGCGCAUUCUGGCGAUGCACAUCCGCGCCGCCGUCGAGAACCUGGAGCAGUUCGACUUCUUGGUCGACCUGGUGGCAAAGUACCCGCCGAUGAAGCAUUAA